Molecule: messenger RNA, 2539 nt
Organism: Nematostella vectensis (starlet sea anemone)
Lineage: Eukaryota; Metazoa; Cnidaria; Anthozoa; Actiniaria; Edwardsiidae
Product: armadillo-like helical domain-containing protein 3
Exons: 26
Coding region: 282-2366 (694 amino acids)
Biological process (GO): regulation of Golgi organization
Cellular component (GO): cytosol
Source: RefSeq, a predicted model, not a curated record
GAUGUCCAAACAAAAACAAUUUCUUUCACAAUAGACAACUUUUCGAUUAUUCUGUAAAAACCUGGAUGAAAUUGUACCACUUCUGACAUUAAUUUACGCCAAAACGCUCGAGCACACUAGGGAAUUCAACCAGGAUGAUCCAGCGUUAAAAUUCCCGACGGCUCCCGGCAAACUGGGUUUAUAAACAAGCAAAGUUGAUUGCAUUGAAGGGAUUUUUUUUUUCUCUAGCUCAUUGUGCCUUUAUUCUUAAAUCGAGUUAGUAAAAGACUAGUUUAAAUAGUAUGGUUCAUAAGAUGGCUUCAACACCGAGUUCGCCAACAACUCCAACAACACCUACAUCACCUAUUUCGCCUACGUCGCUAGGAUCGCCUAAGAAACUGAUGAAAGAAAAGAUAGCGGGCAUCUACGAUACGUUUUUAGAGGGAUCAAAUCCAGCGGAGGGUAAUCCAAACUUCUGGCAUGAGCUUUUUUUGAUGAAGGUGAAUGCAGUUUAUCUGGAGGACAGGAUUGCUCAAAUGACUCUAGAAGAAAUCAUGGCUGUCAAGGAAAACAUCAAUCAGUUGUUUGCACAAUGCUGUAUUGCCUUGCAUGGAGAUCACCAAAUAAAGCUUGUCAAUGCAUUACAGACAUUAUGUGCUUUGGUGCAAGCCAUCUAUGGUAAAAAGAUGUCUGACCAUGGGUAUGACGUCAUUAAUAUUCUAAUUGGAUUUGACUCCGCAGAGGCUCAAAUGCAGGGCUUGCUAGAGAGUAUUCACACCUUUCUUGUUGGAGACUACCCAGUGAGCUUGAAAAAUUUGUCCCUGAAGCUGGCUCUAAUUCUUGUGACAGCAACAGACAAUGUUAGUCAGAACACUGUUAUUGAGUACAUUAUGAUCAAUAGCAUUUUUGAAGCUAUCAUGCAGAUUUUAGCUGAUCCUAUUGCCAGACAACAACAUGGAUACGAGGCCAUGCUUCUUCUCACUAUUCUGGUUAAUUAUAGAAAACAUGAGGCAUCCAACCCAUAUAUUGUAAAGCUGUCAAUCUUGGAUGAUGAACUGGCCCUGAAUGGACUGGGUUGUGUCAUAUCUGCCGCUUUGACAAAUUAUAACAGGAAACACCAUGCAAAGCUUGAACAGUCCACUGGUGGUCUUAUCAGCUCCAUCACCAGCUUUGUUGGCAGCAUGUUUGUCGCUGAGCAGGAGACUGUUGAGUGUGUCAGUACAAAUGAUGCUGUACUUCUUGCACUAUAUGAAGCAGUACAUCUCAACAGGAAUUUCUUCACAGUUCUCAGCCAUGUCACGACUGUCCCAGGAUCCAGUCCCCUCUCGUCACCAACUGCAGCCCACCCUGCUGUAGAAAGGCCUGCGCAAGGUGUGGUCUCUGAGGAGCUGCCUUCAGAUCUGAGUCAACCCACAAACAUCUUGGUGACUUUCCUGACCUACUCCUCCAUAGCACUGCAAAAUACCAAAGAUGAGAAUGGCAUCAACAAUGCCAAGCUGUGCUUCAUUAUCUUGACAUGCAUUGUUGAGGAUCAGUAUGCAAACGCCUUUCUUCAUGAUGCCAACAUGAUGUUUUCAGUGCCGCUUCACAGAAUUCACAUGUACCAUCGAAAGCCAGUAAUGGAGAACAACCCCUCCAAACCCCUCGCGUGCGCUCUUCUCGAUCUAAUGGUAGAGUUCAUAAUUACACACAUGAUGAAGAACCUUCCCGCUGAACUGUACAGUAAAAGCCUUGGAGUUAUCCACCGGGCACUGUGUUACCAGAAGAGAUGCCGCGUCCGACUGGCGUACACGUGGAAGGACCUUUGGUCUGCUCUCAUGAACUUCCUCAAGUUCCUGCUCUCAAACGAGUCACAUCUCAUCAAAAUGUGCAACAUCUUCGGUCUCGCCUCACAGGUAGCGAAUAUCUUCAACUUGUUCAUCACUUAUGGUGACACGUUCCUGCCAUGCCCGACAUCGUACGAUGAGUUAUACUACGAGAUCAUUCGAGUGCACCAGAUAUUCGACAAUCUGUAUUCGAUGGCACUGAGGCACUCGACCAAUGGCGGCGAAUUCAAGGACGCAGCAACCCGAUUGGCUAACUCACUCGUCAAUGUCAGAGCAAUUAUUAAUCACUUCUCCCCAAAGAUCGACUCAUGGGCAGCAGUUAACCACCUCAGCGCGUUAUCCGAAGAACAGGUGCUGGAAGUUAUUCGCGGAAACUACGACACUCUGACACUAAAGCUACAAGAUAACCUGGACCACUACGAGAAAUACUCCGAGAAACCCAAAGAAUCUUCAUUUUUUACCCAGCUGGUUCGGGCAAUUGUGGCGAACGUACGGAGAAGUAUUGCAGUUACGAAUCUGGAACAGUUCAGUUUGCUGCAGGAGUUUGCUAAAAUUCACUGAUGAAAAUUGUCUCAAAGACGGCGACAAUUUAAUGUCGCAUUAUCACCCGUUUACUUCCGGAGGGCCGACGGAAACCUCAAUCGCCCUGUGCAAACUGCGCCAGCACCUGCCAGCAUUGCUGGCGAAUUUUCGCUUGACUGACUAUAGGACAAAGGAAAUGUCAAAAUAAGAAA